CCAACAGUAGCAUAUAUGGUCGAUCACCAUCUCUCCGUCGUUCCAGAUCAGCUCACAGCAGAACAAGACAUGCCGGCCAAGCUUCCGUGGUCUCUCCUCGCCGUCAUGGCGCUCCUCCUGGGGACCACAGGCGUGUUCCCAGCGGCGGCGGCUGGCGAGGCGGGGAGGAAGGUGAUAGUGGCGGUGGAGGGGUUGGUCAGCUGCCAGGACUGCGCCAGCGUGGGGACGUGGGAGCUUGCCGGCUCCAGACGGCUACCGGCGGCCAGGGUGGGCAUCACCUGCAAGGACCACAGGGGGCGGGUGGUGCUGUACAGGGCGGCGACGGCGGACGACAACGGGUACGUGUUCGCUGAGCUGUACACCACCACCAUGCGCGGCGGCUACUUCGACCCGGCCGAGUCCUGCGCCGUGCGCCUCCUGGUGUCGCCCGACGACCGCUGCAGCAGCGUCACCGACGUCAACGGCGGCGACCGGGGGACGCCGCUGCGCUAUCAGAACACCACCAUCCCGGGGCAGUACGCCGACCUCGACGUGUAUGUGGCGGGGCCGCUGGCCUUCAAGCCGGCCUACUGUCCCCCAAAGGCGACUUAAUCCUGAGAUUGGGGUUGGAUUUUUCUGUCUGCUGAAUUCUUUGGAUCAAACGAAUUGUUGAGAUCGAUGUCUAACUUCAAAUGGCAAAUGGUGUUGUUUUCCUUCUCUCCGUCCCACAAAGUUAUCGUUCAUCCAUUCUUAUGAUUCAA
Messenger RNA from Musa acuminata AAA Group (dessert banana), 740 nucleotides. RefSeq names its product non-classical arabinogalactan protein 31-like. The record is from RefSeq and is a predicted model, not a curated record. NCBI's taxonomy places the organism in Eukaryota, Viridiplantae, Streptophyta, Magnoliopsida, Zingiberales, Musaceae. The transcript has a single exon. Bases 16 to 591 code for a protein of 191 amino acids.